CUCUCUUCUAUCUAUCUAUCAAAUUAUUCAUUUGCUUUCUCUCAUCUUCUUCUACCCUAGCUAGCUAGAUUCCUAAUGUCUACACCUACCAGAAACCACAUACCUCUUCUUUUUACGCAAUUACCAUCCACAUCCACUCCUUCCAUAAAUCCGCCUCUCCCCACCCCAAUCUAUCCGCCGCCAUCUCCGCCGCCGCACAUCGCCUCCUUCAAACCAUCCGUCGCCGUCAUCGUCGCAGCUCUCACCACAAUGUUCUCCCUCACAUUUCUCCUCCUCCUCUACGCCAAACACUGCAAGAGACAAAACGGAAACACCUAUUCCCGUAACCACCGCCCCGCCGCUUCUUAUUCUUCUUCUUCUAGUAGGUUUCCCCCAUUAACCAAUAGGAGAAACUCCGGCGUCGACCGGACCGUUAUCGAUUUACUUCCAGUUUUCCGCUUCGGUGCUCUCCAAGGUCAGAAAGACGGCCUUGAAUGUGCCGUCUGUUUGAAUCGCUUCGAACCUCAAGAAGUCCUCCGACUUUUACCCAAAUGCAAACACGCAUUUCACGUCGAGUGCGUCGACACCUGGCUCGACGCCCACUCUACUUGCCCUCUUUGCCGUUAUCGCGUCGAUCCCGAGGAUAUUCUACUCGUCGGCGACGCCAUAGCCGGAGUUUUAGGCAGACGCGAACCUCCACUUCCAACUCCACCGCCGCCGGCGUCCGUCGACUCGAUCCAACAACAAAGGGUGGAGAGUUCGCGGCGGAUAUCUGGAAGACACUCGUCGGCGGGAGAGAGAGUCACCGGACUGUUGAAGAUAUUCCUGCCCAGACGACCCAGUCAGGAUUCAUCGUCCUUAAAUCGCGGCGGCGAGCGUCAACGGAGAUCGCUGGACAGUUGGAGAAAGAAGAGCAAGAAAUUACCGGAGACCACCGAGACCGUGACCGUGGGGUGCUUCGAGCGACAGCAAAGGAAAGACGGGCUUCUUCUGACGGCAGGACGGAGUGUUGAAUCGGAGUAUGAUCGGAGACGGUUAGAGCACCGGAUUAUAAUCGGCGGCGGCGGCGGCGGCGGUAUUAAGAAGGAAUCGGAUGUGGGUUUGGGUUUGGGUUGUUUACCUCAGAGAUGGAGUGAAGUGCAGGGGUCGGAUCUGGUGUUGUUGAGAACAGAGAUGAUAAUGAACGAGAACCGUCGAUGGUCUUCUUCCUCGGGAUCUAGGUCGUCGGUGGUGCAGAACUGGAAGUGGAACAGAAAGGGCAGGCGGGAGAUUGGAAUUGAAGAGGAUGGCAGAAAUGUAAUUAAGGGAAGAAGUGUGUCGGAAAUAACAGGGAUUAGCAGAGACAUAAUAAAUAAUCAUAAUAAUAAUAUUAAUAAUAAUACAUGUGAGGUUUUAUCUCCAACUCCGGUUGGACCGGUGUCUAGGUUGCUGGGUUGGAUGUCCCAUUCACAAUCUUAGACCUUGUUUGGUUUUAA
Impatiens glandulifera is the source of this 1454-nucleotide messenger RNA. Its product is annotated as RING-H2 finger protein ATL43-like. The record is from RefSeq and is a predicted model, not a curated record. Lineage: Eukaryota; Viridiplantae; Streptophyta; Magnoliopsida; Ericales; Balsaminaceae. The coding region runs from base 76 to 1437 and encodes 453 amino acids. The transcript has a single exon.